UUCUCCCUCCUCUCCAAGUCGUUCGUCACGCAGAGGGCCGACCGCUCGCUCGUGAGCAAGCGAACACGCAAGCCCUCCCCCACCCGAAAACCAUACCGAAAAGGAAAAAAAAAAAGAAUUGGAAGAAGAAGGAAAAAAGAAAUAGAAACUCUCCAGCGCAUCACAGAGGAAGGUGGAAGCGGAGGAGCAGGGCGGGCGAGCAGGGGAGGGGAACGAACCCUAGUCAACAUUCGCCGCCCUCGCCCGGCUGGAUCUGGACGACGCCCCAGCCGACGACGAUCGCCUGGGUUUGCCUAGAUGCUGAGAUCCUGUAUCGCUAGAAUCCAAAUUCUUGAGAUGGGUAGGAAGUGGACAACAAGAGGAUGAAGUGGCCUGGGUUGGAACAUGAAAAGAAUCCAGCGGAGAAUGAUAUUCAGGUUGCACCACCUGAUUGAAAUUGUUGACUGCAGUAUCAAGCAAUGAUAACUCUGCUCUGCUGUAACUGCUCAUUUCCUGGUUCAUCUCUACUAAUCUUGUUGAUGUGUUUUUCAACAGAAGGGCAAUAGUAACUUACCUCCAGUGGGCGCUGUUAUCCUAGAAAUUUGUUACUGGUUCAAGUAGUUGAAAGAUUCAACCUAUAUGCAUUUACACAUGACAUGGGGUCUCGUGGUAGGAUGUUAUUUGACCUUAACGAACUCCCAGAAGAAGCAGCUGCUGUCGUGCCACAAGAAGCUGCCGUUGUCGUGCCACAAGAAGCUGCUGUUGUUGUGUCACAACCUCAGAAAUCCCUCCCUGCUCCAACAACGUAUGCCCCAACUCUGUUUCAGUCUGGGGAAGGAUCGCAGUCGCAGGGUAUAUUGAACAAUAAUGCCUUUAAGCAUGCAUCCUCUGGUUCUGGUUUUCAACCUUUUGUGAGGAACAAAGAUUCACAGAAUACCAAAGAGUCGAUGAAUGUGAAAGUUGAUCUGAAUUCUAGUAUAGCAUCUGCAUCCAUGGUAGCCAAUCAUAUCUCUGAUAAUGUUGUUCCAAGGGCUGAGCCUUGCACUCAGGUUUCACAAGCAGUUGAAAGAGAAGAAGGGGAGUGGUCUGAUGCAGAUGACAUUUCUGACAAUGCAGGGAGUAGUGUUAGCAACAAAGAUGAGUCAGCUGUUACUGCAAGUAAUCAUAUGAAAAAAGAAUCCCAAGAGAGUGAGCCCAGUCUUAUUAAAUCUGGUGAUGUGACUAAAGAUGAUACUGCUGCUGAGUCUACUGACACUGAAAUGGCUGAUGCAUCCAAAGAUCCAGUUCCUGGUUCCACAGGACCAGAGAACAUAAAAUUUUUGGAAUGUAAAGGAAAUCAACCAGGGGAUGAUUUAGACCCUUGCAACAGGUCAAAGGAUGUCAAAGGAGUGGAAGCCAAUUAUGCAUUGAGGUUUGCGAACAACCCAGCGAAGAGACCCAAGUUGGAUGAACACAAAGUGGCAAUGUUAGGUAAAAAACGAGCUAGGCAAACUGUUUUCAUCAACGUUGAGGAUGCAAAACAAGCUGGCACAAUGAAGACAUCAACACCCAGGCGACAGUCAUCCUUUCCAGCACCGAUUGUUACACGUACUGUGAAGGAAGCUUCUCGUGGCGCUGGUGAAAAAGCCGUAGAAAAACAAAGCCAGCAAGCAAUCAGGGAUCAGAGGCAAUCUGAAAUGAUGGGUUCGGAACGAAGCAAUUCUGCAGAUCCUAGUGACCAACAUGCUGAAUCCAAUGGUGAUGCUGAGUUGGGUGCCCAGGGCCGAUCAAAGAAAAUGAAUGCAGAAGAACCUUCCUCAGAUGGGUAUCAACAAUCUGUCCAAAGGCAAGCUUCAUUGAAGCAACCUGUUGAUUCCAAGCAACUAAAGGGCCGGCCAGUCUCUUCUCAGAGAGCAGUUGUAACAGGACAAAAUACUGCUGAGCAGAAACAAGCUAACAAAAGGUCUAUUAUUUCCAAAAAGCAAAAUUCUUCAAACAAUACACAGUAUCAGGACUCAUCUGUUGAGCGACUUAUAAGGGAGGUGACAAGUGACAAGUUCUGGCACAAUCCAGAGGAGGCAGAACUUCAGUGUGUUCCUGGAAGCUUUGAAUCUGCUGAGGAGUAUAUUAGAGUAUUUGAGCCUUUGCUUUUUGAGGAAUGCAGAGCACAGCUAUAUAGUUCAUAUGAGGAGAGUCUUGAGGCUGUGGCACGGGAUGCACAUGUAGCAGUGCGAGUGAAAACUGUGGAUAGACGUGAAAGAGGAUGGUAUGAUGUUGUUGUUCUACCAAUGCAUGAAUAUAAAUGGAAUUUCAAAGAAGGUGAUGUUGCGAUUCUGUCAUUCCCGCGGCCUGGUUCAGCUGCCCAAUCAGGCAGAUCUAAUAGGAAGACUGUUGGUUCAAAUGAAGAUGCUGAGGCAGAAUGUGGACGAAUUGUUGGUACUGUUAGGCGCCAUAUGCCUAUUGAUACACGCGAUCCUAUUGGAGCAAUUAUCCAUUUCUAUGUUGGAGAUUCGUUUGAUUCUAACAGCAGUGAGGCUAAUGUUCUGAGGAAACUCCAACCUCGAAGCACCUGGUAUCUAACUGGUCUGGGUUCUCUUGCAACAACACAAAGGGAAUAUGUUGCUUUGCAUGCGUUCCGCCGCCUUAAUGUGCAGAUGCAAAAUGCGAUACUUCAACCAAGUCCGGAGCAUUUCCCCAAGUAUGAAGAGCAGCCACCUGCUAUGCCUGACUGUUUCACUCCAAAUUUUGCUGAUCAUCUACAUCGUAGUUUCAAUGGGCCUCAACUGUCGGCAAUUCACUGGGCUGCAACACAUACAGCUGCUGGCACAAACAAUGGCGUGGUGAAGAAACAAGAACCCUGGCCUUUCACAUUAGUACAAGGUCCACCUGGGACAGGGAAAACUCAUACUGUAUGGGGGAUGCUAAAUGUUAUCCAUCUUGUUCAGUAUCAACAUUACUAUGCUGCUCUGCUCAAGAAGCUUGCUCCUGAAAGUUACAAGCAAGUUAGUGGUAGCACUAGUACCAGCUCAGAGACUGUUGCUGCAGGGUCAAUUGAUGAACUUUUGCAGAGCAUGGAUCAGAAUCUGUUUCGCACUCUUCCCAAGCUUUGCCCUAAGCCACGGAUGCUUGUGUGUGCCCCAUCCAAUGCUGCAACAGACGAGCUCCUUGCUCGUGUUCUUGACCGUGGUUUCAUAGAUGGUGAGAUGAAGGUCUAUCGCCCUGAUGUCGCCCGUGUUGGAGUUGAUUCACAGUCUCGUGCUGCCCAAGCUGUUUCAGUUGAGCGAAGGACGGAUCAGCUUUUAAUGAAGGGCCGUGAUGAAGUAAUUGGGUGGCUACAUCAGCUAAAAAUCCGUGAGCAGCAGUUAUCACAGGAGAUAGCAUAUCUACAAAGAGAACUCAAUAUGGUUGCAGCAGCUGGUAGAUCCCAGGGUUCGGUAGGGGUAGAUCCUGAUGUUCUUGCUCAAAGGGAUCGUAACCGUGAUAUUCUACUUCAGAAACUUGCUGCCUCAGUGGAAAGCAGGGAUAAAGUACUGGUGGAGAUGUCACGGCUGCUGAUAUUAGAAAGCAGGUUCCGUCCUGGCUGCAACUUCAAUAUGGAAGAUGCUAGGGCUAGUCUGGAAGCCAGUUUUGCCAAUGAAGCAGAAAUUGUCUUUACAACAGUGUCAAGCAGCGGCCGUAAGUUAUUUUCUCGCCUUACUCAUGGCUUUGAUAUGGUUGUAAUUGAUGAGGCUGCUCAGGCUAGUGAAGUAGGAGUUCUUCCUCCAUUGUCACUCGGUGCAGCUAGAUGUGUCUUGGUUGGUGAUCCACAGCAACUCCCUGCUACUGUUAUUAGCAAAGCAGCUGGAACUUUGCUUUACAGCAGGAGUCUUUUUGAGAGGUUUCAGCAAGCUGGUUGCCCUACCAUUUUGCUCUCUGUGCAAUAUAGGAUGCAUCCUCAGAUCCGUGAAUUUCCAUCAAGAUACUUCUAUCAAGGGCGACUUACAGAUAGUGAGAGUGUUGUCAAAUUACCUGAUGAAGCCUACUAUAAAGAUGCACUUAUGGCACCUUAUAUUUUUUAUGACAUGUCACAUGGUCGGGAGUCUCAUAGAGGUGGGUCAUCUUCAUACCAGAAUAUUCAUGAAGCGCAGUUUGCAUUGCGUUUGUACGAGCACCUUCAGAAGUUCCUGAGAGCUAAUGGCGCCAAGAAGGUAUCUGUGGGUAUAAUCACACCAUAUAAGUUGCAGCUGAAAUGUCUUCAACGGGAAUUCAAGGAGGUUAUGAAUACUGAGGAAGGGAAGGAUAUCUACAUAAAUACAGUUGAUGCUUUUCAAGGUCAGGAGCGAGAUGUAAUCAUUAUGUCAUGUGUCCGUGCCUCUAAUCAUGGUGUGGGUUUCGUUGCUGACAUACGUCGUAUGAAUGUAGCUCUAACUCGAGCUAGGAGAGCUCUGUGGGUUGUUGGUAAUGCCAAUGCUCUCACGCAGUCAGAGGACUGGGCGGCACUGAUAGCAGAUGCGAAGGCCAGGAAAUGUUUCAUGGACUUGGAUAGCAUUCCCAAGGACUUCCAACCCAUGAAGGUUCCUUCUAUUACUCCAGGCAGGAAUCCUUCAAACAACAUAAGGAACUUGAGGACUGGUGGACCAAGACCAAGACAUUCGGACAUGCUUCCAGAACCCAGACCUGGCAUGGGCAUGAGGGCUGAUGAGGAUGAGCGUCCCAAUUCUGUUCCAAGAAAUGGUAGUUACAGGAAUUUGGAUGAUUUUGGACGUCCUGGUGAUAGGCCCAGGGAUAAUCUGCAGUUUGGGAUUCCCAGGAGGCCAAAUUCAUCUAAUGGUAGGAGAGAAGUGUGAAGAGAAUGCAUUGUUAUCUACAGCUCCAAUACAGCAUGGAACAGCUUUGGGACAUGGAGGAAGGUGCUGUUGCCUGUUCAGAAGAUCACUUGCUUGUGCAUCAGAUUCCUUGCAUCCUGUGGUGGAAUGAGCAUAAUAAGACAUUGCUAU
Messenger RNA from Phragmites australis (common reed), 4934 nucleotides. RefSeq lists its product as uncharacterized. Gene Ontology annotation, molecular function: helicase activity. The coding region runs from base 636 to 4784 and encodes 1382 amino acids. Lineage: Eukaryota; Viridiplantae; Streptophyta; Magnoliopsida; Poales; Poaceae. The record is from RefSeq and is a predicted model, not a curated record. The transcript is spliced from 9 exons.